AUGCAAUCGCAUAACCUCCUAGUCAGAGAUACGGUGGAGGAGUUCCUGGGAUUUCUGCGAACACGGACCUCCUCGGUGGGUCAGAGACCUCCCUUGCCGACGGCUGGUGUUAUAAUCGCACAUGCAAAGUUCCUGUUACGCUGUGCAAGUCAGUUAGUUAAUUUGGCCGCCAAUUUGGCGGCUGCUCUCAAAGAUGUAGGUCCCGACGCAGCCAAUGAUGACCACCUCUGUGUUAUAGACACGGAGCGUCUACAGGCCAGUAUUGAAUCUGCCGGUGACGCUGUCUGUGAGGCCCUGAAGGGUCUUAUAUCGCAGACCAAAGAAGUCGCUGGACACCUCUCUGCGCCGGGUCUGGACCUCUCACCCUCCACAAAGUGCUCUGUUCGUCCAAUCAUCUCGGGGCCUGAGCUGGAGCGUCUGGUAGGUGCCAUCAGCCGCGUUGCCUCAACAGCCAGUGAUCUCAAACAGUUGGUCGUUUCUGCAUCACACGCCGUGUCUGAAAAUCGAUCCAGUUCCUCCAUGAACUCAUAG
This is a messenger RNA of Dibothriocephalus latus, 531 nucleotides long. The record is from the annotation of a GenBank genome assembly. NCBI's taxonomy places the organism in Eukaryota, Metazoa, Platyhelminthes, Cestoda, Diphyllobothriidea, Diphyllobothriidae.